Messenger RNA from Cornus florida, 501 nucleotides. RefSeq lists its product as uncharacterized. The transcript has a single exon. The record is from RefSeq and is a predicted model, not a curated record. Lineage: Eukaryota; Viridiplantae; Streptophyta; Magnoliopsida; Cornales; Cornaceae. Gene Ontology annotation, molecular function: DNA-binding transcription factor activity. Bases 1 to 501 code for a protein of 166 amino acids.
AUGCCAAAAAAAUCAAGCAAAGUCAAUAAUUCUGGUGAUGCUCCAAAAUGGGAGUACCAGUGCAUCUACUGCAAUCAAACCUUCUUCUCCGGUCGGGCUUUGGGUGGCCACCAAAAUGCUCACCGGUUUGAGCCCAGAGAGAAGAGAAGAACCCAUCACCUGCGUGUGCCGAUGCGAUACCAAUCUCUUGAUGGAUCAUCUGGACCUGCUGCUGCUGUCCACUCACCACCUUCACCACCUAAUUGGUCUGGUGGAUAUGGAAAUUUCCCCAUGACUGGCGGCCUUUGGCCGGCUGCUCCUCUCGGUCAUGGAAAUGGAUUUCCGGCUCCACCACCGUUGGCGGCUCAUGUUGAUCACAUGCAGCAUGCAAUCAAUGUGGCUCCGGAUUAUCCAUGGAAUGGUGUGGUGGGUAGAGUUGGGAUAAAUCGUGACUUAAAUGCUGUUGAAGUCACUUCCAAGAUGAGGGUGGAUAUGGAGGUGGACUUGGAGUUGAAGCUUUAA